This is a messenger RNA of Orbicella faveolata, 5462 nucleotides long. Its product is annotated as protein Mdm4-like. Gene Ontology annotation, biological process: regulation of gene expression; regulation of cell cycle; protein ubiquitination. Gene Ontology annotation, cellular component: nucleus. NCBI's taxonomy places the organism in Eukaryota, Metazoa, Cnidaria, Anthozoa, Scleractinia, Merulinidae. Gene Ontology annotation, molecular function: ubiquitin protein ligase activity. The record is from RefSeq and is a predicted model, not a curated record.
UCUGCGCGAGUCCCCGGCGAAAGAAAGAGCCAAAAGGUCACACACUCAUCACAGAGUGAUGCGCGCGAAAAUUGCCAUUGAUCGCGUGCUGAUAAAAAGCGCGCGAAAGUGAAACCUUGACAACGCAGACCUGUCAAAAUCAACCAAUUAGCAUCAAGAUAAAAACCUCAACAACCAAUGAUAAUCAGGACAUGCUCGGGCAAGUUCAUGAACUUUUCAAGCUUUCAAUUUCCGGACAGAUGCGUAUCGCUUCCGUUGCUUGGGAGAACUUCAGCUGGAGCCAAACUCAGAAGGACAUACACACUCCUCGCUCCGUCUCUUCACCGGAUCAGAAACGCAAGUCAGCUUCGAUCCUGCGGGUUCGAAAACUUGAACAAGAAAAUCCAUGCAUGUGAGGUGAUGCGAGCGAGGUGAAGUGACUGAAGGAGGGCUAGUGGAUGGUAAUGGAUGGGGCCUUGCUGGAACAGAAGGCUUGUGGGAUACUGAUUGCGCCACAGUGUGACAGUUCCGACAAUGAGCAAGGAAAUUUUUAUAGCAGCCCUAAGAAGCCAUACAGGAAACGGAAAAGGGAAUCUUUGUCAGAUGUUUUUGGUGUAAAAGGCAGUUACAGUCCUCAUCGGCAGAUUCCAUGGUGCUUGGGGUUCAGGUCAGCAGGAGCAUCAGAGAGCGAAAGCGACCUGUCGGAGCAAUCCAACACGGUGUACUUUGUCAAAGGCUAUGAUUCUGCUGUGACUGCCACUGUAACUGACUCUGAGGACGACCUGUUUUUUCUCAGUGAAACAGUGGAAUAUGAGCCACCUGAUUCUGAUAGUGAUGACGUAGAAGAAGAGGAAGAGGAAGAUGAAGAAGAUGACAUUGUUAUUAGCUCAGACGAGGAAGAUCCCGGCGCUGAAGGUGGAGACGAAUAUGAAGGUGACAGGGAGUCUGAUUCUGAAAUUGACGAAGAUGACUUGUGGGCAUGCUCACAAUGUAACUUGAAAAACCAUCCAAUGUCACGCCAGUGUGCUCGUUGCUGGACUGAGAGACAUGAGUGGCUUCCGCACUUGAAAAGCAGGUUGGCUUCAGAACCUGCCAUGAAUUUGUCAAGAGUAACAGACAUGCCUAGGUCGCCAUCCCUCCAAAAAUCAUCAUCACUUGCUGUUGCACCAAUGAUAGAAAAUCCUUGCUCAUCAUCAUUAGAUUUAGUGACACUCAAGCAACAAGACAAUUCUGAUUCAUUUGUUACAGGUUCCUCUGCAUCAGCAGAGGGGAAUUCUCAAGGACAAUCACAUUCCACAAGACAAGUAUCAAGUACUGAAAAUGCUGAACAGACUAUAACACAACACUCUGAAACUAAACCCUCUGAGCCAGCUUUUACACCAGACUUGUGCGUCAUUUGCUUGACGCAACCUCGAAAUGCAAGCAUUGUUCACGGACGUACCGGUCAUCAAGUAUGCUGCAUUGGUUGUGCAGAGAGACUAAAGGAAGGUAAAAAGAAAUGCCCUGUUUGCCGCAAGAAAAUCAAGCUUGUGGUGAAAAACUUCUUCUAGUUGAUGUACAUCUCCUUCAAGACCUUUUAUCUCACUGGCAGAAUUUUUAUGUGCAUGUACUGUGCAUGUGUUGAAAUUCUGUACAGAGUUCCGUUUGUAUUCCAGGGCACAGUUGGUAAUGUAGGUCUAUUGUAUAGUUUGACUCAUGCUUAACUACAUGUAUACUUCCCUCUUAUUGGCACUCAACUCAAGACAACUGUUCUUUUCCCUUCUCAACUAAGAAUGUUAACACACCAUACACACAUUUUCCACUCAUGUGAAUUUUUCCACUUAUCAGAGAGUACUUCAUUUUAUUUUCCAACGGUAAUUUAAUUGCCGAAAUGUUUCAAACAACUACUACAUGUAACCUAAAAGGUUAUUUUCAAACGGGCAUUUUCUUUAAAUUGAAUUUGCAAACAAGCUAAGAUACAGCAUGGUAGUCAUGUCCAGAUGCCAAGGUUGAUGACAGGACCAUUUCUUGUGAACCCUUGUAUGUACAUAGGCUGGCUGGUUUGCCCUUUGGAUUUCCUUGUUGUGAGACACCUUGAAGGCAUUCCCCUUAGCCUGCUCUGCUAGGAUAGCAUCAUAAAGUCCACCAUCAUGGGUCCCUCCCGUAUGUUUGAUUUAGUAUCUCAUGUGACUUCAGAAAUAAGCAGAAGACAACACAAAAUAUUCCAAAACAGUAAAGGUAUGCUAAAAUGGUGCCAUACCUACAAAGUUGCUGAAGAAAGUAUAAAAUAUCAACAAAAUGACAAAUAAUGACUGCUUGUCAAAACUUGGUGGCUAUGGCAGCUUUGUGACCGGUGGGCAAGCGGAUAGAUGAUCAUCCAAGUCUGAGUGAGUUGUGGAGGGGGGGGGGGUGCAUCUCGUCUUUUAUGUUGGUUAGGAUGAACAUGUAGUGCUCAUGUUAUGUGGCUAAGGAAGUCACUUUACUCUCACUGUGCCUCUCUCCACCCUGGUAUUGCACAUCAAAGAGGCAGAUCUGAGUGUGUAUAUUUUUUGAAGUGAGGUAGAGAUCUUGUGAAUUCUGAUUUUGCUGGGACCAAGGGAACUGUCAGAAAUAUAGAGGUGUCUGUAUUAUGGAGAGGUUUGCCUGUCAUUGGAUACCAAAAACUGUUAGGGUAUCCUGACAAUUGCUUUGGGGGGGGGCGGUAACCUCAGUGUUGUGGACUGGCAGGGAAGUAGAUAUAGUCAUGAUCACUAUGGAAACAAAUGACAAGUGUUGGCCCUAUGAUUCCAUAAGGAUUUUCUGAAUAUCUAAAUAACUGAUAGGGUAUUCUAGUGAUCACUGGUUUAGUUUCAUAACUGACCUCCAUGUACAGUGGAUAAUUUAAUUGAGUAGUAAUAAUUUAAAAACAUUGAUCAGCAAGACAGGACAGCCAUGGGUAUUAAAUAAUAUUAUAUUAAGUAUUGCAUAAAAUUAUGUUUUUGAACAUUGAUGUAGUUUCCAUGUGGGAACACAUUACAUAAUCUUAUUGCUUUAUUUGUUUUUGAGAAUUUUGUUUAUCGUGAAUGACUGGCUUAAAUUAAGCAAAGUUUUUGUAAACGUUCUUGAAAACUUUCAAAUGGUAGAUAACUCAAUAUAAUUUUUUACCAUAGAUAUUUAAAAGUAUCAAUCUGAUCAGUAAGCUGUGUACGUAUGGUGUAUACCGGUAUACCGGUAUACAACACCUGACAAACAACCACACAGCGCUAGUUGUAUUUGGGAUAUUUUGGAGCAUACAUUUUUUGGAUUAAGAAACAUGAAAGGCAUCUAGCUUUUAUAGAAUUUGCAGCUGUAUAACAUUUUUAACUGAAGAAUUAUUUUUUAGUCAAAAUGUCAACAAUCAACAAGAGUAUUUUUAGUGUCUUUUUAUUUCUUUUGUUUUGUUUUGUUUCUUUGACCCAGUUUAAUCUGCUGGUUGAAACAUAGGUAAAAUUAUUAACUCACUGAUGUUGUAUUGGAUAUACGUAUAAGUGAGGCUCCAUCCAUGUUCCAGUAGAGAACAAAAUUAACUAAAUACUUUUUUACAGUACUUCACAAGUUUUGUUGGUUCACAGUGAAUCCCAUUAAUUGGAAUAAUAACUCCUUUGUCAAAUUGAGUCAAGAUAAAAUAGAAAGUUGAAAGUUCUUGUCUUGGAAUACAUCCUGAGAAACAAGAGACCAUCUCAAAGAAAAUGCUGUAUGCUGUAUUAGGGUAAUGUAGCUCGCAAAUUAAAACUUGUUGAAUUCAGGGGUAUGUCAAAAGCAAAUGCAUUAUCAAGCAUAGCGCACCUCGACAGAAAUAUAUGUGCUAAUUGCUACAUCAGACAUUUCAUGGAGUACAUAUCAACAUGAACGCAAACCUCUUUCGUUGUAAAUGGAGUUUUCAAGAAUUUGCUCUUUUUUAAGAGGCUCACAAGUAUUAUUUAUUAUAAGAUGUAAUUCAUUUUAUAGAUAUUAAUAGGUGUUACAUGUACAUAGUUUGGAUGAUAGCUUUGAGCAAUUUUUUCCUUUGAUUUCAUAUCACUCAUGAGAAUGCCUUUGUAAGGUUAAUUGUGUACACCGCGUUAUGGAAAUGUUUUUCAUUUUUGGGUUUCUUGUUUAUAUCAGCAAAUCUCGGAUUGCUACAUUUUGUUUUUAAAACUUAAUGCAUUAUGUAGCAAUUCAACAUUUGCUGCUCAGUUUGUGAAUCAAAUCUAUAGAAAUCAUGGUAAUAUUCAUCUAGAUGAUAGGACUUGGUAUGGUGCAACCUCAAACAUGCUCCGUUUAGUGAAGCAGAAUUCAGUUUCUCCGAAUAUUUGGUUGCACUGUAUGAAAAAGUUCUCAAGGACUUAAAGAAUAAAUUUACAGUGCAGUUCAACAUUAUGUGUACUGUAAAGUUCUUUUUUAAAUAGUUUGCAGGUAAUGCAUUUUAAUUGGUUUAGUUUCAAGUAGUACCAACGUGAGAUAUGAAAUAUAUUUUUAAGUGAUAGAUUCAUGAGGACAAAAUAUAUAUUUUGUUAUGUAUAGUGUAACACAAGCUAGUUGACAGAACUUUACUGUAAUGUAGAGAGUACAAAGUGUCAACUUGGCGUGGCUGAACUGUCUUGCUGAUAAACAUGAAUUAAUUUAUUAUCACUGUCUCUAAUGGAAUAAUAAGUUAAGGUAUGCAAAUUGACCUUUUUAGGUCCUAGUUCAAACUAUUUUCCUUAAGGCCGCCAUACAUGUUUUUUUUGUUAGCACAAUGUCCUGAUUUAACGCGAGUUAAAUGCUGCAAAAGUUUAAUUUUCGCGGAAUAAAUGAACACUUAUGCUUUGUCUAAUUUCAGUACGAUGAAAAGGUGAUUCCAAACUGAGAAUCGUUUUUGUUAGGUCUUUGACGUGUAAUGAACACAACCAAAAUUGUAGAUGUCAAAGGAACGAUUGGGCCGAAGAAAUUACCUCCUUGGUGAUUGAGCGAAAGCAGAAAGGCAAUAUAUUUUGUUUUGAUUGCCCUUGGCAUAGUCUACAGCUGACAGAUAUUAACAGGUCAACGUUAGAAUUUGAACGGAGUUUCAACUUAGGGUGCAAAACGUUUUAGAAAGGAUGUGUUCUGUAGAUGUAGGCUGUGUUGGUGAGAACGAAUUUUAGCUAUUUCCUGUUGUUUGUAGAACUCGCAGAGGCCUUGCUAGAACAAAAGCUCUCCCACAAAAGCCUUUUCAUUUGUGACGGUAUUAGAUGCAACCAGAGGAACGACAAGACAGUUUAGCAUUCCAACUAGUUACAUAACUUUGCAUUGCAAGGCCUCUGUAUUACAUGGACAGUUAGUUUCUACUUUUGCCUUUCUUUCUGGCAAGCAUUCCAGUGUUUUGAAUGUUCUUUACACGAAGAAUACAACAUUACAACCACCAUUGUUUUACAGGAAGCCGCAAGUAUUGUUUUGUUUGCUGUCAUUUCUGUCUAUUGUCAACAGCAUGAAAACCUUUUUGUCUUUGUGUUGGAGACAUUAAUAAACUUGAAGCGUGGUGGAACGUA